Condylura cristata (star-nosed mole) is the source of this 963-nucleotide messenger RNA. Its product is annotated as olfactory receptor 10C1-like. Gene Ontology annotation, molecular function: G protein-coupled receptor activity; olfactory receptor activity. The coding region runs from base 1 to 963 and encodes 320 amino acids. Gene Ontology annotation, cellular component: membrane. Gene Ontology annotation, biological process: G protein-coupled receptor signaling pathway. The transcript has a single exon. NCBI's taxonomy places the organism in Eukaryota, Metazoa, Chordata, Mammalia, Eulipotyphla, Talpidae. The record is from RefSeq and is a predicted model, not a curated record.
AUGAACCUCAAUUGCUCUUUGUGGCAGGAAAACAACAUGUCUGUCACACACUUUGUAUUUGCAAAAUUCUCCGAAGUCCCGGAACAGUGCUUCCUUCUAUUUACCCUCAUCCUACUCAUGUUCUUAGUCUCACUGACAGGCAAUGCUCUCAUAGCUCUAACCAUAUGUACCAAUCCUGUUCUCCACACGCCUAUGUACUUCUUCCUAGCCAACCUGUCUUUCUUGGAGAUCGGCUAUACUUGCUCUGUCAUCCCCAAGAUGCUGCGCAGCCUUAUCAGUGAGGCCCGAGGAAUCUCUCGGGAGGGCUGUGCUACCCAAAUGUUUUUCUUCACCCUUUUUGGGAUCAGUGAGUGCUGUCUUUUGGCAGCCAUGGCUUUCGACCGCUAUAUGGCCAUCUGUUCGCCCCUUCAUUAUGCAACACGCAUGAAUCACGGAGUGUGUGCCAGUUUGGCAGUAGUUUCCUGGGGAGUGGGAUGUGUAGUAGGCUUGGGCCAGACCAAUUAUAUUUUCUCCUUGAAUUUCUGUGGCCCUUGUGAAAUAGACCAUUUCUUCUGUGACCUCCCCCCUAUACUGGCACUGGCUUGUGGGGACACAUCUCAAAAUGAGGCUGCUGUCUUUGUUGCGGCGGUCUUCUGCAUUGCCAGUCCAUUUUUACUGAUUGUUGCUUCCUACUGCAGAAUUCUAGCUGCUGUGCUGGUCAUGCCCUCACCUGAAGGACGCCGCAAAGCUCUUUCAACUUGUUCUUCUCACCUACUUGUGGUAACACUGUUCUAUGGAUCAGGAUCUGUUACCUACUUGAGGCCCAAGGCUAGCCAUUCACCAGGAACAGACAAGCUCCUAGCCCUGUUCUAUACAGUGGUUACAUCUAUGAUUAACCCCAUCAUAUACAGUUUACGGAACAAGGAAGUCAAGGCAGCUCUUCGCAGAACCCUGGGCAAAAAAAUAUUUUUGGCCCCUGGGUAG